AUGGAGGAAAGUGAAGCGACCUAUUCAAAGCAGCCUCUUCUUGCGGAUUCUUCACUAAACGAUAAUGCAUCUGUGGAUAUCGACGAAAGUCAGAUACGCGGACUGAUUGAGGUACCAGGUAGUGCCGAAGCCCAGAAUGGCAAAGGCGACGAAGACUUGGAUGAGCCCGUUUGGCGGACGAUUAAACGAGAUCUCGAUUCGGUAUCAGAGAAGUUUUUUCUUGUGCUCAAACCGAAAUCAAACCAGCAGCUGUUAAGAAACUGGGACCUAUGGGGACCGCUGUUCUUGUGCGUGUUGAUGUCCAUGUUUCUGCAUGACGGCUCAGGCAGUCUUCGAGGACCUCAGUUCACCGAGGCGUUCAUCGUCAUCUGGUGCGGCGCUUGCGUGGUGACGAUCAAUACGAAGCUUCUCGGAGGCAACAUCUCCUUCUUUCAAACACUAUGUGUCCUCGGCUACUGCCUGCUUCCCUUGGCUUUGGCACUUGUCGUCUGUCAGAUCAUGUUCUUGACCAUGAAACCGAGCUUAUUCUUGUUCGUCAGUCGUUCGACCGCUUUUCUGGCCCAUGUUCCACCGCCGCAUAGGAAGGCACUGGUCGUCUAUCCUGUCGUUCUGUUUUACCUGAUAAUCACAUGGAUGAUUAUCUCUCAGAACAUUGGUAGCGCUUGA
Molecule: messenger RNA, 666 nt
Organism: Soboliphyme baturini
Lineage: Eukaryota; Metazoa; Nematoda; Enoplea; Dioctophymatida; Soboliphymatidae
Source: the annotation of a GenBank genome assembly